UGUCUUCCACUGGGACUUGGAGACAUUUCUGUGUACUAUCCAAACCCAGUGCUUCUCUGUGUGCCAGCAUGCAUCUUACAUGCUGCUACUAAGUGCAGGACUGUCUCAGUGGGACCUUUGCAUUGCUUGCAUCUUGGGUCCUAUCGAGUGUGGCAGACGAUUGCUUUUAGGCAUCUGGUGCUUUGAGGCUCGCUGUUGUGAUCAGAGCCUCUGUGCUGUGCUCGAGGUCAGCUUUUUCUAGCCACUGGUUGGAAUUCUUGAUGUCAGCAGUUUCCUUUAUCUGCAAGAUGUUUCUCCUUUUUAAAAAAAUAAAUAAUACAUUUUGUAUAAAUAGCACGCAGAAGAUCACAGGUUCGAGGCCACUGUGUCUACUCCAGAUGAAGGUGGCCUCUCCUGCAGCUACAGCGCCCCCUGGUGUUCCUUAGAGGAAGUGAGUUUUACAAAAACCGCUGAUAGAAGCUCUCUCUCUGCCAGUGAGUCAGCGCCUCUGCAGAGCUGCAGGUCAAUCAUCUCUGGUGAUAAUGAAUGAAUGUUUUAAAAUCUCCUUUAAAAGGUCCUGCAACGAAUAAACGCUUUUAAAGCUUUUUUCUGUUUGCAUCUGAAAAAUUUUACUGCUUUUCUGCAUGAACCAUGGAUCAGUUUCGUGGAUUAUUUAGUAAACUGGACCAAAAUGAGGAUGGAUUCGUUUCUGUGGCGGAGCUACAAGACGAAAUGAGGAAGCAUGGUAUUAUUUCAGCGGAUGGGAAGGUCCAGAGUAUCGUCGAGUCUUAUGACAGAGACAAAGAUGGCCUGCUGGAUUAUCAAGAGUUCCUCAGCUACAUGAUGGACAGAGAGAGGAAGUGGAAAAUUCACUUUCAUGACCUUGAUAAGAAUAAUUGUGGAUUCAUUGACCAGGAGGACAUCAUAUGUUUGUUUAAGGAGUUAGGAGUGGUCAUUUCAAAGCCGAAUGCAAAAAAAAUUAUACAAAUGAUGGAUAAGGACAACUCGAUGACGGUGGAUUGGGAUGAAUUCUUGCACCACAUCAUCCUCAACCCUGUGGAUAACAUCGGGGAGCUAGUGUCCUCAUGGAAACACAGUUUGGUGUUUGAUGUCGGGGAGAGCCGCGGGAUCCCCAUUGAGUUCCCUGAAGAAGCGUCAGGCUUCAGCGCUUGGAGGACAUUUGUUAUGUCAGCAGGACUGGCGGAUGCUGUGUCCCGGACCAUGACGGCACCCAUAGACCGCCUUAAAACACAACUUCAGGUGUAUGGAUCCAAGGCCUUCUCCCAGGGUUUUCAGGAGAUGAGAGGAGGUGGUUUGCGGUCAAUGUGGCAAGGCAACGCUGUCAACGUGCUGAAAGGAACGCCACAGUCGACACUUCAGUGUCUUAUCUACGCCCAGAUGAAGGUCUACACCCAAAACAGGACCCAGCAGACUCUGACGGUGCAGCAGCGUUUCGGGUUGGGCUGCAUCUCUGGAGCUGUGGCUCACGCUGUCUUCUACCCCUUAGAGGUGCUGAAGGUGAGGCUGAACCUGCAGCAGGCUGGCACUUACCAUGGCGUUGCAGUGUGUGCCCGAUCCAUUUAUAGAAGUGAGUCUUUGUCUUCCUUUUACAGAGGAUUCAAGCCCAGCAUCCUCUGUAUGAUCCCCUAUGCAGGUGUGGAGUGUGCUGUUCAUCAGUCAAUCAUGAGCUGGGCAAAAAGCGAUCCCGCCUACAACAGUGACUCCAAACUGUUUUUCUUCAGCUUUGUGGCGUUCGCUUCUGGACAAAUCACCAGUUACCCGCUGGCGGUGAUCCGAACUCAGCAGCAAGCGCAGGCUUUCAGAUCAGAUUCACGGCCAGCCUCGGGUGUAUUACCGGGACUGAUUGGGAUAUAUGAAAGAUAUGGAAUUAAAGGAUAUUAUAAUGGCAUGGGAGCCAGCUUCGUCAGGGCGAUACCGUGUGCCUUAAUGAACUACACUCUGACUAGAAAAUUUGAAAAUGUUUUUUCCUCCUUGGAGUCUUGAGGAAAUUAGAAAAAAAGCAAAAGCUGUGAGUUUUAUUUUUGUUAAUUAUCCAAACACAUGUCUGAAAAAAAUGCCUGAGAUGUGAAAUGAGGUCAAUCACGAAGUUAUGGUUAACUCUGCAGGAUUUGCUUUGUUAUAUUUUCUGUUGACCACGAGCAUGGAACCAUAAUCUGACUGACUUUAAAUAUGUAAUAACCAAGAGUAACAGCUGGCUACUCGACAUGCUCUUUUAAAAUAAGAAAAUAUGUUUUUGUGUUGACUGUAUAAUAAAAUGAUACAUCAUA
Molecule: messenger RNA, 2267 nt
Organism: Haplochromis burtoni (Burton's mouthbrooder)
Lineage: Eukaryota; Metazoa; Chordata; Actinopteri; Cichliformes; Cichlidae
Gene: slc25a24l
Product: solute carrier family 25 member 24, like
Exons: 10
Coding region: 631-1983 (450 amino acids)
Biological process (GO): transmembrane transport
Molecular function (GO): ATP transmembrane transporter activity; calcium ion binding
Source: RefSeq, a predicted model, not a curated record